AUGUCCACCCCAGGUCCCCAUGACAUGGUGUCCUGUCCAUACAACAAGUCUCACCAGAUAGAACACUACAGGAUGCAUAUUCACCUGCAAAAGUGCAGGAAGCAACAUCCCAAUUGCAAAAAAGUGUCGUGCCCCUUCGAUUCCACACACAUUGUGAACGAUAUGGAGCUAGAUUACCAUGUCUUGCAAUGCCCGAAAAGAGAUAUGUUAGAUUCCAUACUGUACAUAACUGACAGUGAUUACCGACCGGUAGUCGAAGUGCAAACUACGACUGUGGAAAGCGAAGAGAACUGGGAUGAUCAUAGCACAACAUCUUAUGUGCCGGACCCCUCAAAGAAGGGGCCCCACAUAAUAACUAAGAUUCAAGGGGCAACCCCCUCUGAAAGGCGUAAGGCACGACAGAAGGCGAUCGCUACCUACAAACCUCGGGAA
Messenger RNA from Brenthis ino (lesser marbled fritillary), 432 nucleotides. NCBI's taxonomy places the organism in Eukaryota, Metazoa, Arthropoda, Insecta, Lepidoptera, Nymphalidae. The record is from the annotation of a GenBank genome assembly.